Messenger RNA from Aspergillus heteromorphus CBS 117.55, 2140 nucleotides. Its product is annotated as dynein family protein. The transcript has 6 exons. The record is from RefSeq and is a predicted model, not a curated record. Gene Ontology annotation, biological process: microtubule cytoskeleton organization; microtubule-based movement. Lineage: Eukaryota; Fungi; Ascomycota; Eurotiomycetes; Eurotiales; Aspergillaceae. Gene Ontology annotation, cellular component: cytoplasmic dynein complex; centrosome. Bases 300 to 1871 code for a protein of 523 amino acids. Gene Ontology annotation, molecular function: dynein heavy chain binding.
UUUGCCCUCAGCUCUCAACCCCCAAACCCGACCCGUUUGCCUCAACCCCCCAAGAUUGGGCUUAUCGACGGUCCCGCUCAUUCGGGUAGGAAAUUUGGCCGCGGUCCCGUCUCGAUCGCUCCCAAGAUCGUCCAACUACGCCAGAUUCCCCUGACCCCAACCCGCCUGCUUAGCCGAUAUCCACCAUCCCUCCAACCUCCGCGGUCAACGCGUCAAAUUCGUCGGCAGACUCUCCGGAUCGUCUGAACGGUCCUUGGAAUGCUCUGCGCCGGCUGAGCAUGGUCGGAAUUGAACAGACGAUGUCUGCGUCAAGUCAAAUACCCGGGUCCAGAGCCGGCCCCGGAAGCAAUAGUCGGCCGUCGAGCAAGGAUGGCCCCAAGAAGAACAUCUGGUCGUCCAUGCUGGACAGUGUCGCGAAUGGAAAGCGUCUGCCCGAGAAGAAUCUCCUUAUCUUAGGAGGCACGCCUGAAAGUCAAAGAGAAUUUCUGGACACAUUUGCGGCGGACUCGUCGGAUCCUAGCUUGUCAAACGACAAGCGAAAGGGGCGCCUGCCGCCCGUUGCCAACCAGUUCGCCUUGGGGUAUACAUACCAGGAUGUGCUGGAUGCCGAUCAUGAAGAUACCCUGGCGCGCGUCUCCGCAUACUUGCUCUCCGAGCCGUCCCUGUCGUUCGCACCCCUUCUCAAACCCCUCCUGACCCCUCAGUCGAUCCCGGAAACUCUGGUCGUGAUCCUGCUGGACUGGUCGGACCCCUGGACAUGGGUUCGGCGACUCCGGGAAUGGGUCCGUCUGCUCCGACAUGUGCUCAUAUCGCUCGACGACGAGACGAAGAUCGUGAUGGAGGAGAAUCUCACGGAGUGGAGGGACCGCAAACGAGGCAUGGAUCCGAGUUCGGGCGGCGCACAAGGGUUUACCAGCUCCGCGGGGCCUGUGACGAUACCGCUGGGACCGGGCGAAUGGGACGAGGGGCUGGGUAUCCCCAUGUGUGUGGUCUGCCAAGGGGCGGAUAAGAUCGAGAAGUUGGAGAAGGACCACGGAUGGCACGAAGAGCAGUUCGACUUUAUCCUACAGUUCAUGAGAACAUUACUAUUGAAGCACGGCGCGUCGUUGAUCUACACCACACCGUUCUUGGCCAACUCCCUCCAGAGCCUACUACACUCCUCCCUGGGCAUCCACUCUCUCCUCAAAAGACAAUCACUGAAGCACAACGUGAUCGACCGGGACAAGAUCCUGGUCCCAUCCAACUGGGACUCCUGGGGCAAGAUCCGAAUCAUCCGCGAGGGAUUCGACAUGGAAGGCGUAUCGACGGCCUGGUCGAUCGAGAUCCAAGACGCACCCGAGCAAUUCACCAACGGCGGCGGCGACGACAAAUCCGACGGAUCCAGCGCGAGCGCAAUGGACGACGGAACCAGCGCCGUGGCCAUCUUCGAGCAGACCAUCAUGGACCCCAAGCGGGACACAUCGAUGGCCCACCCCGGCGGCCACCAAAACGGCAACAAGGUGGAAGUGGAAACGUCUGACAUGCAGAGCUUCCUCACGAAGCAGCUCGAGGUGCUGGAGCAGCUGAAGGCCGACGACGAGAAGGACCGUUCGACGAAGCAGGCGCCCCAGCUGGAAAUGUCGCCGCUAGACGACAACGGUCGCGUCAACGAGCACAUCGGACCCGUGCAGUUCAACAUGGGAGGAAUCCAGGUCGAUGCCGAUGACAUGCUCCGCAAACUCAAGGAGCGCGAAGCCAGCCGAUCCCAAAGAAAGGAAACCAUCUCCUCUUCUGCCGGCGACGAAAAGGCCCACAACCAAGCCCUGGCGAAUUUCUUCGCCGGGCUGGUCAAGAAACCCGGGGCUAGUCCUCGGGGCAGCCCUUCGGCUUGAACUACUUACUUGUUGAGGUCAUAUUAGGAUUGGAAUGUAAUUUUAUUCACCUACAGUACAUAUUGGAUGAGGAUGAGAAUUAUGGGACGGAUAGGAGGAAAGGAGGCAGGACAGAGCAGGUUUGGGGAGGCUUGGAGACAACUCGUUCUCUCAUUGUUUGUGAUACCAGAAUGAAUGGCUUAGGCUGGAGUAGGAGUCAGAGAGAGAGAGAGACAAUGAAAUGACAGAAUAUGAUCUGGAAUAAUAGCAUCAUCAUCUACUGCUGUUAG